Molecule: messenger RNA, 948 nt
Organism: Mesitornis unicolor (brown roatelo)
Lineage: Eukaryota; Metazoa; Chordata; Aves; Mesitornithiformes; Mesitornithidae
Gene: TIMM23
Product: translocase of inner mitochondrial membrane 23 homolog (yeast)
Exons: 6
Coding region: 4-519 (171 amino acids)
Biological process (GO): protein import into mitochondrial matrix
Cellular component (GO): mitochondrial inner membrane; TIM23 mitochondrial import inner membrane translocase complex
Molecular function (GO): transmembrane protein transporter activity
Source: RefSeq, a predicted model, not a curated record
GGAAUGAGUCCUUUGUCCCCGUAUUUAAACUUGGACCCCAGGUAUCUUGUACAGGAUACAGAUGAGUUCAUCUUGCCCACAGGAGCCAACAAAACUCGAGGCAGAUUUGAGCUGGCCUUUUUUACCAUUGGAGGAUGUUGUAUGACAGGGGCAGCAUUUGGUGCGCUGAAUGGUUUGCGGCUUGGCUUGAAGGAGACGCAGAAUAUGGCAUGGUCAAAACCUAGAAAUGUACAAAUUCUAAAUAUGGUGACAAGGCAAGGAGCAUUAUGGGCUAACACUCUGGGAUCUCUGGCUCUACUUUACAGUGCGUUUGGAGUUAUCAUUGAAAAAACACGAGGUGCAGAAGAUGACCUGAACACCAUAGCUGCUGGAACCUUGACAGGAAUGCUAUACAAAAGCACUGGUGGACUGCGUGGGAUAGCACGAGGUGGUAUUGCAGGUCUGACGCUCACUGGCCUCUAUGCUCUUUAUAACAACUGGGAGCACAUGAAGAACUCCAUAUCCCGGCAGUCUCUCUGAGCAGGACAGCCAGCGCUGGACAGAGGACGCGCCUGCACAGUCACCAAUCCAAUCACUUGCGAGAUCUGUCUGGUGCCCCUUCCUCUUUUAUUUACAAUUAGUGUGAAACUGAAAAAAGCUAUGCUGGGAGGAACUUUUUGACAGCAUGUAGCUGGACUGGCCCUUUCCUUCAUGCCAGCCGGUCACUGGAGAGGCAGCAAUACUUGUUGGACCUGCAGGUGAGCAGAGUGGCCGCCGAGGUAGGAUGUCCCCAGCACGCUCAUCAGCUAGCUCAGGGCCAGAGCUGCAAGGCUUGCCCAAGUCCCAUAGCUGUACCUGCUGUGCUGCCAGGUCUGUUCACUUGUGUGUACCACGAUAGUGCUGCGUAAUAAAGUCUGUGUCCACAGGGCUUUCUCUGCAGUCUGUCAACCUGCACCAGGCGGCCAGAGC